Messenger RNA from Nicotiana tabacum (common tobacco), 930 nucleotides. Its product is annotated as putative calcium-binding protein CML25. Lineage: Eukaryota; Viridiplantae; Streptophyta; Magnoliopsida; Solanales; Solanaceae. Gene Ontology annotation, molecular function: calcium ion binding. The record is from RefSeq and is a predicted model, not a curated record.
AAAGGUCUCUAAAACAAACAUAAAUUUGAAAUAUUCUUUUAAGAUCCCUAAUUAUCUCUCUCUCUCUCAAUUCUCUAUCUAAUCUUCUUGAAAAAAAACAUUCCCACAAACUCAUUCUUCCUCAUUCUCAUCGUACCCUUUUCUUGUUUCAUUCAUUCAAUUCAUUGAUUUGUUCAAAUUCAAUCUUGAUAUGGAAUUGAAAUCUCUGUUCAAAAUCAAGAAAAAGCGCGUAGCGAAGGCGAAUAACAACGAUCCAACGCCAGUGAUUUCUAGGUCAUCGUCGAUUAAUGCACGUGCUAGAAUCGAAGAGGAAUUAGAACAGGUGUUCAAGAAAUUCGACGUGAAUGGCGACGGGAAAAUCUGCUCGUCGGAGUUAGGGUCGAUAAUGGCCAGCCUCGGCAACGCCGCGACGGAGGAGGAGCUGCUCAACAUGAUCCGUGAAGUUGACGCCGACGGCGAUGGAUUCAUCGAUUUGCAGGAAUUCAUUGAGCUUAAUACAAAGGAUGUCGAUUCCGAUGAGGUACUGGAAAACCUUAAGGACGCAUUCUCGGUGUUUGACAUGGACAAGAACGGUUCCAUCUCGGCCGAGGAGCUGCAAACCGUCCUCCGCAGCCUCGGGGAGGAUUGCUCGUUGGCGGAAUGCCGGAAAAUGAUUAGCGGCGUGGAUUGCGACGGCGAUGGAAUGAUUAACUUCGAGGAGUUUAAGGUUAUGAUGAUUAAAGGUUCUCGCUUUGACGUAACGGAUGCCAGGAUUAUGUAAAUUUAGGUUCUUUUCUGAAUGUUCUAAUUUCAUUUCUUUAAUUCAAGAAAUAGGGUUUCAAACUCUAUUUAGAACCCAAAAAAAAGGAUGAUUUUAGGUGUUUUUUUACCCUUUAUUUUUAAUAUCUUUUGGAUAAAUCUUUUUAUAAUUUCAAGUAAUGAAUUAUGAUC